AUGUAUUUGGCCAAGACCCUUGCUAUUGUGGCCUCACUGGCCGUCUUUGGUGUUGCGGCCAAGGAUGGGCGAGUUUCGUGCGAAAAACGUCAAUGGGAAGCCGCCUGUGGCAAUCAGAACGAUGCUCCCGGUCCAGACGGUUCCAUCUGGGAUUGCCUGGAGAAGGAGGACGGCAAAUUCUUCUGGGAGCUCAGAGAAGACUGCGGUGGACCAAAAUGCUGCACUGUGGCGGCCCCGUACGGUCCCGAGUGCGAUUGCUAG
This is a messenger RNA of Cordyceps fumosorosea ARSEF 2679, 261 nucleotides long. RefSeq lists its product as hypothetical. Lineage: Eukaryota; Fungi; Ascomycota; Sordariomycetes; Hypocreales; Cordycipitaceae. The transcript has a single exon. Bases 1 to 261 code for a protein of 86 amino acids. The record is from RefSeq and is a predicted model, not a curated record.